Messenger RNA from Erigeron canadensis, 2208 nucleotides. RefSeq names its product pollen receptor-like kinase 4. Bases 118 to 2025 code for a protein of 635 amino acids. Gene Ontology annotation, biological process: protein phosphorylation. The transcript is spliced from 3 exons. Lineage: Eukaryota; Viridiplantae; Streptophyta; Magnoliopsida; Asterales; Asteraceae. The record is from RefSeq and is a predicted model, not a curated record. Gene Ontology annotation, molecular function: ATP binding; protein binding; protein kinase activity.
UCACAAAUGUCUUUAUCUCCACUUCCCACAAUAUUUCUCCUUCCCCCUUCAUUUCAUUCUUUUUGUCUCUCUAUCUCCAAUCUCCGUCACGGGCUGCUGCAUUGACCCAAACCCAAUAUGGGUUCCAAAAAAGGACCGUAUUGGUGUAUGCUGCUCAUUUUUUACGUAUCACUUCCGCUUACCUUUGUGUUAUCCGAUACCAAUGAAAUCACAAAGCUCAUCAAGUUCAAGGAGUCGCUUGUGAAUGCUGAAGCACUAAACGAUUGGGUACAAAAUGUCGAGCCGUGUAACCUUGAUAAAGCUAAUUGGACAGGGGUAAUAUGUAGAAAAGAUGGAAGUGUGUUUGGGUUACAGCUCGAGAACAUGGGUUUAAGCGGGUUGAUAGACAUGGACACGCUGGCUGAGUUACCUCACAUUCGAACCUUGAGUUUUGCCAACAACACCUUUGGAGGCACGAUGCCAGAUGUGAGUAAAGUUCGUCUGUUACGAGGCAUAUAUCUAUCCAAAAAUAACUUUUCAGGGAUGAUUAGGGACGAUAUGUUUGUGGGGAUGAGUUCAAUGAGGAGAGUUGAGCUCCAGAACAACAAAUUUACUGGACGAAUUCCAGGAUCGCUUACGGGUUUGAGUAUUCUUGUUAAGCUGCAAAUUCAAGAUAACCAGUUUGAAGGAGAGAUUCCGGAUUUUAAGCAGGAAAACUUGAAAGUGAAUUUUGCUAAUAACAGACUUUCAGGUCCGAUACCUCCUGGACUCAGAAACCAGGAUCCGAGCUCAUUUGCAGGUAACAGUGUAUGUGGUCUACUGGUAACCAACCCUUGUAAAAUCUCCCGGAAGAAACAUACUCAAAAGCCAUUAAUAGUCACAAUAGCCAUCAUUGGAGCUAUAGCAAUCAUAUUAGCCUCGAUACUCAUCCUUCGGACCAAGAGAAGACCAGAAAAUGAAUAUAAAAACCACCAAACAAAAACGCUAAACAAGAACAAUCCUUACAGAACCAGCACAAAGGAAAUGCAGACGAAUAGUGAUGAAGAAGAGACCUAUAAACGGCCUCAAAACGGAGGGAAGCUUCAGUUUGUGAGGAGUGACAGGGGACGAUUCGAGUUACAAGACCUUUUACGAGCUUCUGCUGAAGUUUUGGGUGGUGGGAGUUUUGGGUCAUCAUACAAGGCGGCGUUAUUGGAUGGUCCAGCAGUGGUGGUUAAGAGGUUUAAGGAGAUGAAUAAUGUGAGAAAAGAAGAGUUUUAUGUUCAUAUGACAAGGCUUGGAAGAUUUUCACACCCUAAUUUGCUUCCUCUGGUGGCCUUCUAUUACAAGAAAGAUGAGAAGCUUUUGAUCACAGAUUUUGCAGAAAAUGGCAGCUUGGCUAGUCACCUUCAUGGUAAACGAAAGCCUAAUGAGCCAGGGUUAGACUGGCCAACUCGGCUAAACAUAAUCAAGGGUGUAACACAGGGUCUUGACUAUCUCUACAAGCAGCUUUCACACCUAUCAAUACCUCAUGGUCACCUAAAAUCAUCCAACGUGCUUCUCGACAAAGCUUUUAAUCCACUUCUGGCAGAUUACGCUCUGGUUCCAGUUGUCAACAGGCACCAUGCCCGAGACUUUAUGGUUGCUUACAAGUCACCUGAAUUCACUUACCAUGAUCGGAUCACGAACAAGACAGACGUCUGGUGCCUUGGGAUUCUUAUUCUGGAAAUGCUGACAGGGAAGUUUCCAGCAAAUUACCUUAAACAAGGGAAAGGGGGUAGCUCAGAUUUGGAGACAUGGGUCAACUCGGUGGUCCGGGAAGAGUGGACUGGUGAAGUGUUUGAUAAAGAUAUGAAAGGGACGAGGAACAGUGAGGGUGAGAUGUUUAAGCUUUUGAAGAUUGGGAUGUCUUGUUGCGAGUGGAAUAUCGAGAGGAGGUGGGAUUUAAAGAUGGCUGUGGAGAAGAUCGGAGAACUAAAGGAGAAGGGCAGUGACGAGGAAUCCUCGUCUUGUGUAAGUGACGAAAGUGGUUCUUCAAGAGCAAUGACUGAUAACGAAUUUUCUUGACUUUUCUUUUUCCAAGUCGGUGGUUAACCCGAAAGCUUAAAAUUUUUCAGAUGGACUGUAUUUCCUAAAUGUUUGUUGUAAUUUAUAACAUCAACUUGGUUAUGAUUUCUUUUAGCCAUGAAUGUGCUAAAAGAGGUGUAUUGGUACUAGAGGUUGUAAAUCUAACCCAUUUACUUCUGAGCA